This is a messenger RNA of Erinaceus europaeus (western European hedgehog), 2138 nucleotides long. It is a transcript of the gene CBX1, whose product is annotated as chromobox 1. Gene Ontology annotation, biological process: chromatin organization; negative regulation of transcription by RNA polymerase II. The record is from RefSeq and is a predicted model, not a curated record. The transcript has 5 exons. The coding region runs from base 246 to 803 and encodes 185 amino acids. Gene Ontology annotation, molecular function: chromatin binding. Lineage: Eukaryota; Metazoa; Chordata; Mammalia; Eulipotyphla; Erinaceidae. Gene Ontology annotation, cellular component: pericentric heterochromatin; nucleus.
UCAGCGGCGGGUAGAGCAGAGUGUGGGGCUCUUUUGUUCGACAGAGGGGAGGGCUGUUGGCGGGGCCUGUGAUACGCCGAUUCGACGAGGGGCUCCAUCGCAGACGUCCGGCUUGUUGCUUUCCGGGGCGCCACUCCCCCGCUGGUCCGACUCCACGCGCCAGUAGCGCGGCACCGAUCCUGUCUGGGCUCUUGGGCGCUGCUUUGAGCAGCGUCACCCUUUAUACCAGAAAGCUGGCGGGCACUAUGGGGAAAAAACAGAACAAGAAGAAAGUGGAAGAGGUGCUAGAAGAGGAGGAAGAAGAAUAUGUGGUGGAAAAAGUUCUUGACCGUCGAGUGGUAAAAGGAAAAGUGGAAUAUCUGCUGAAGUGGAAAGGAUUCUCAGAUGAGGACAACACGUGGGAGCCAGAAGAAAACCUGGAUUGCCCCGACCUCAUUGCUGAGUUUCUGCAGUCACAGAAAACAGCACACGAGACAGAUAAAUCAGAGGGAGGCAAGCGCAAAGCUGACUCUGAUUCUGAAGAUAAAGGAGAGGAGAGCAAACCAAAGAAGAAGAAAGAAGAGUCAGAAAAGCCACGAGGCUUUGCUCGGGGUUUGGAGCCAGAACGAAUUAUUGGAGCUACAGACUCUAGUGGAGAACUCAUGUUCCUAAUGAAAUGGAAGAACUCUGAUGAGGCUGACCUGGUCCCGGCCAAGGAAGCCAAUGUCAAGUGCCCACAGGUUGUUAUAUCCUUCUAUGAGGAAAGGCUGACGUGGCAUUCCUACCCCUCAGAGGAUGAUGACAAAAAAGAUGACAAGAAUUAACUUCUGAGUAUCAACCCCUGUCACAUCUGUGGGUUUCAAGUGGAGAGGGAAGAAGUUCUACUUGUCUUGACACCAGACAGGUGGCUUGAGAAGAUGUCCUUUGAAGAGCCAGUAUAAUUUUUGUGCCCUACAGCAGCCUAAGUGCUUUAAAGCCAUUCCAUGCUGUGUAGUUUGCACACCUAUCCACACCUAUCCCAGUGGAGGGGAAGGACAAGUGUUUCAGGGCAGCCCAUUCUGCACUUGGCUAAGAAAAGCAAAUGGCCUUCUAUGAAGGACAAAACUUACAGAAUGGGUAUGUGGGAGAGCAAAAAGAUACUGUAGAUCUUCAAAGAGCAUCUCCACAACCCACAGCCUUCUUCCCAAUAGUGUUAACUGCAUUUUCACAGCGUAGCAUGUAUGUAGUUUUUGGCUAUUACAGGUGUAUUAUUUGGGGGUGGGGGGUUGGGGUAGGGAGAUGGGUAGGAUCAUUUUUGUUAAAAUUUGGGGCCUGAUUAGGGAAAUGGUGAAACAAUGAUUUGGUUUUAUGUCCAGAAUAUCUGAUCUUAAAAAAAAAAAACUCAUUGACAACAUAACUGAAGACUAUGAGAGACUGUUUAAAAGCUGUGAAUGCCUGAAACUAGUAAGCCAAGGUAUUCCCUGCCUGAGCUUAAAAUGCUGUUCCUAACAAAGGACUAAGCCAGUUAUUAACUUACCAAAGCUGCCAUUUUGGGGAUGGAAAGUGAAGAGGGGAAAUCUUUUAUUGGAGUGUAUAAACAGGCAGAUCAUUCUGUCUUAGAGGUGCUAAUUCUUGAAAUUGACAUGAAGACCCUUUCUUUUCUUUUUCAAUUAUGAAGUCAGAACUUUGUUUGUCCAUCCAAGCCACUGGCUAAAGUAUUUGGGGAGGGGAAGGUGUGGUAUAAGGAGGUGGGAGAGUAGGAAAAGACAAGGGCCCAUGUUCUUAGGGUAUGCUCUUUGAACCUCUCUGUUUUUAUUUUGAACUCUGAAACCAUUGGUGGCAGGGUUCAGUCACUGACAGCACAAGUUCCACUGAAUCACUUCAAGAGGUGAAUGAUUUCAAAAGCCCUGGUCUCAGGAGAAGAUUAAACUUUAAUACUAGGGCAGUGGUUCACUUUAAAAUAACAGAAAGAAAAAAAUUUUUCUAAUCCUAAGACUACCCAAAAUGCUGUCUCUGAAUCAUGAGAUCCACCAGCUCUUGGCAUCAUCUAGAUCUGCAUCUAGAACUCCAUUGUAAAAUCUUAGGCAUGUGUUAGAUUUCUGUGAAAACUGUUUAAAUGUAAACUUCAUAUCACACUGUCAGUUUUUGUCUUAAUAAAACUAUAGAUUUAUAAUCACUGA